This is a messenger RNA of Solea senegalensis (Senegalese sole), 1248 nucleotides long. RefSeq names its product G1/S-specific cyclin-E1-like. Gene Ontology annotation, molecular function: cyclin-dependent protein serine/threonine kinase regulator activity. Gene Ontology annotation, cellular component: nucleus; cyclin E1-CDK2 complex; centrosome. The transcript is spliced from 9 exons. Gene Ontology annotation, biological process: G1/S transition of mitotic cell cycle; regulation of cyclin-dependent protein serine/threonine kinase activity. The record is from RefSeq and is a predicted model, not a curated record. Lineage: Eukaryota; Metazoa; Chordata; Actinopteri; Pleuronectiformes; Soleidae. The annotation marks the transcript as partial.
CGUAGAUGUAGAGGCGAUUCAUACACACACGCACACGGCGCGUGACAGUGUGUUAGCGCCGCGUCUGACGGGAGUUUGGAGCGGGACAAUACGGAGGUUGGAGGGGGUUAAAGGUCUCAGCUGCUCCUCCUACUGAAGUGAAGGCGCCAGAGCUCAGAGGAACCAGCUUCACUCACUCACUCACAUCCACAGAGAAACGAGCCAAAGAGCGGCCCCGUUUGUGACGAACAGGCGGGAAAGACUUUUACACAACAUCCACCUUUUAUUUCGUCUCCUUCUUCCUUCUCCUUCUUGUGGAUACGAGUGAACUUCAAGGACACAACAGUCUUGAGGUUUGCUCUGAAGUCUUGACGUCGAGCCCUCAGAGUAUAAUGCGAGGAAAAUGGGAAGAAGACGCAGAACAGAAGUCUGUUGCUCCCGAGGCGGCCCAAGAAAACACCGUACGACCGAGGAAGAGGAAGGCAGAUGUUGCCAUUUAUUUACAGGAUGUGGAUGAGGAGGUCGCAGAGAUGACGAGGAAGAAGCAGCGCGACUGUGAGCAGGUCUGGAGUCCUGGUGCUGGCUGCAGAAGUCCACACCGGUGGAUCCCCACGCCCGACCAGGAGGAGGACCAGCCCGUGACUCUGAUCAACGCGGGCGGCUUCCCUCUCUACAACUUCAGCAACGUGUUUGCGACGCCCGUGCACUGCGCCCCACUUCCUGCACUGUGCUGGGCCAGUAAGGACGUGGUGUGGAGCAACAUGCUGGCCAAGGAUAAGACCUACACCAGAGACGUCCACGUGAUGGACAAACAUCCGCACCUGCAGCCAAAGAUGAGGGCGAUUCUCCUGGACUGGCUCAUGGAGGUGUGUGAAGUGUACAAACUGCACAGAGAGACGUAUCACCUGGCUCAGGACUACUUUGACCGCUUCAUGGCCACACAGAGAAACGUCUUCAAGUCCACGCUGCAGCUCAUCGGCAUCACGUGUCUCUUCAUCGCUGCGAAAGUGGAGGAAAUGUAUCCUCCCAAAGUCCAUCAGUUUGCCUACGUUACUGAUGAAGCCUGCACUGAAGACGAGAUUCUCAGCAUGGAAAUCAUCAUUAUGAAGGAGCUGCAGUGGAGUCUCAGUCCACAGACGCCCGUCUCCUGGCUCAACGUUUACAUGCAGGUGGCUUAUCUGAAGGAGACGGACGACCUGCUCAUCCCCAGAUACCCACAGGCCACGUUCACUCAGAUCGCUGAGGUAAGUUGUUGUCUUUGUUUGUCUG